Messenger RNA from Daldinia vernicosa, 1988 nucleotides. RefSeq lists its product as uncharacterized. The transcript has a single exon. Bases 283 to 1641 code for a protein of 452 amino acids. The record is from RefSeq and is a predicted model, not a curated record. Lineage: Eukaryota; Fungi; Ascomycota; Sordariomycetes; Xylariales; Hypoxylaceae.
CUAUAUAUAGUCUACUUACAUAUAGUUAUUGGACUAAGGGUUGCAUACAACCCUGAGACAAGACAAGACAAGACAAGACAAGAGACUACUCGACUCCCUAGAAUCCACUACCUCUUAUUUUUUAUACAUAACUACAUACUACCAACCUAUCUCUCUUGUCUCUUCUUUAUUUAAUCUAAAUUCAGAAACCUUAACUUAAUUCUUUUCCACCGACUCGUCAUCUCAUCGUGUCUCUCUUUUCUCUUCUUCUUUUAACCAGCAGCUGGUCUGUGUCUGCAUGUAAUGGCAUCUGGAGCCAUCGUCCAACAACACGCGCGCGACUCAUCUAGCAACGCCUCGACGAACUCCAAUCCCUUACUAGACCUACUCACCAACUCCCUCGUCCUACACCAAAUUAUCCCCUACCUACCUAUCUCGAGUAUUGUCAACCUUGCCGCGACUUCGCCGUCAUUCCGCGAUCUGCUUUUAUACCGCACCUCCGGCGUCUUCCGACACCUCGACCUAACCCGAGUUAAGAUCGAUCAUGGCAGUGAGAUCUGGCCCAACGUCCAGAUUGACGAGAACAUAACCGAGGACGAUUUCUACUCGGGUCCUCUACGCACCAUCUUCCGGAACAUCCGCCGACGCGAUAUUUUACACCAGGUCCAAACCCUCGUCCUCGACGGUCUCUCCGUUACCGCCGAGUUCUGUAACGAUAUCCUUGUCGACCCCACCUUGCGUGUGCGCAUUCUCUCCAUCCGCGAUGUGAAGAACCUCAACGAACGCAAGCUGAUGCAAAGCUUGCGCUACGCUUGUCGAUCUACGCGGCCCGACGACACGCCUCGACUGAAGGCAUUAUACGUAUUCGGAACGAAGGACGCUCCCGCGCGAUCUAUCCCGUUGAUAGCUAGACAACAUGGCGCCGCUCGGAGAGGUGCUAAGAUUAGUAUUGGUUGGAAUCAUAAAUCUCAACAUGCGCUGAACGAGUCUAUCCAGAGCGAAGGAGACGAUUGGUACCAUAAGAAGGGCCGCAUCAUAGGAAAACAUAUCACGGACGGCUGGGCUGAGACACUCCUUGACUGUCGGGAAGUGAUCAAGUUCGACGCUGUGCUCUGCACAAGCCCUCGUCAUCAGAAUUCAUCCGCCUUUGGAAAGGUACCAGUUACGCCGCGUGGAGUAGCAUCUGGCACCGAGAGUCCAUGGAACGUUGCUACUUUUGCACUAGGCGGAUGUGCGUCCUGCGGGACCGCACCGGAGGGUUUUACGGUGUACGGAGACUCUCCGUCGGAGGAGUUACCUCUACUGGCACCUGUUCCGCUUCAUUCGUCGACUAUCAAAGCAGCAACUGUCCCGAAGCCAAACUUUAGAUCCGAAGGGACGGAGGGUGCGCAUAAAUUCAUCCCGAGAUGUCUGGAAUGCAUUCGCGAGCGGUACUGCUUCAGCUGCGACCAGUGGUGGUGCGAGGCCUGCUACCAGGUACCGAGCCGUCAAGAGCUAAGUGGCCAGCUCGUGCACAUCGUCGGUCAGACCCACGGCAUAGCCGAGCAUGAAUCGGCAGCUCUUGAGCCGUCUAACGUCAAGGUACGGAACGGUUACUGUCCUAAUUGCUACCCAACAUCCGCAGAGGCAAAGCCAGGAGUUCGGAACCCCUUUCCGCCCUGAGUGGUUGCGAAGCGGCCAUACAGGCGGGAAAUAUACCUAGUAUUAUCCCAUGACCCUAGUUCGUGUAGGGAUAGCGAGAGUGGAUAUCAACUGCUUUCGGUCAUCCCCGGAAAUUGUAUGCGGCGAUAAUCCCCAGACGCAAAUAUACUUUCUCCUUAAGAGUCUCAUUGUGUGGAAGCUUUACGAACCCCCUUGCUAACGAUGCUUGGCUCUAGAACCCCGAGAUCCCUAAGAUCAAACGGAGCUGUUGGGAGUGCGAACACAACGUAUGUUUCUAUGGUUUCCCCUUGUAUAGGACCUCUGAUACUUACUCACAAAUUUCAGUGUCUAGAUUGCAUCGCCAAUAC